AUGUCAUUCCAAAGCGAAGCACCGGUUCAGUUACCAUGCACUCCGGUUCUCGAAACCAUGCUUUCAGAAAGUGAAAUACAAUACCUCAUUUCCCUCAUUAACCAACCAGAAUAUCCAACCAGUCCUAGAUCAGGUUCACAGGGUUCAAACCGGACGGUUUACUCGUCAGAAGAAAGAAAGUUGAGGCGCAUGAAGUCGAACCGGGAAUCAGCUCAACGGUCCCGUUCCAGAAAGAAGAAGCAUUUAGAGAAUAUGACGAACCGGUUGAACCGGUUGAAAAUUCAAAACCUAGAACUAAAAAACCAACUAUCAUUCACCAUGCAUAAAUAUCUUCUACUUUCCCUAGAGAAUGAACAGUUAAUAUCAGAAUCCAUUGCUCUUUUAGCAACACUUUCAGAUUUAUGUGCCAUUUUAAGCAACACUUAUAAGCCACAAUGA
Molecule: messenger RNA, 438 nt
Organism: Vicia faba (fava bean)
Lineage: Eukaryota; Viridiplantae; Streptophyta; Magnoliopsida; Fabales; Fabaceae
Source: the annotation of a GenBank genome assembly